Messenger RNA from Haliotis rufescens (red abalone), 11029 nucleotides. RefSeq names its product microtubule-associated protein futsch-like. NCBI's taxonomy places the organism in Eukaryota, Metazoa, Mollusca, Gastropoda, Lepetellida, Haliotidae. Bases 610 to 3870 code for a protein of 1086 amino acids. The record is from RefSeq and is a predicted model, not a curated record. The transcript is spliced from 5 exons. Gene Ontology annotation, biological process: intracellular signal transduction; phosphatidylinositol phosphate biosynthetic process. Gene Ontology annotation, molecular function: 1-phosphatidylinositol-3-kinase regulator activity. Gene Ontology annotation, cellular component: phosphatidylinositol 3-kinase complex.
GUUAUCUUAUUUCACUUCCUGUUAGGAAGCCUGACACUGAGGGUUUCGUGUGAUGGUCACUGGAUAGGAUCGUACCAAAAAUACAAAAAAAUGGAUAUAUCUUUGUAUGGAGAUUAUUCUUCGAUUCCACGGAUAAAUAAGCCCCGGCUUGACUUUGUUCAUGGGGUCCCACUGAACUGAUAACACCACUGUGACUGAAGCAGGUCCAAUACCCUGAAGCCUUUAUCAACAAGAGAUUCAGUAAUGGCUGAAAGCUAUGUAUCACAGCCAACCUGAUGUGCAGUGAUGUCCAACUCAUGUGUCUCCUUUUCCAUGAAGGAAUGUAAACAUGUUCAUCAACAAUGUCAAGUUUCAUCAAGGAUGUAUUUCAUAUGUUGAAACAGAGGAAAUAUUUCAUGAGAUCAUCACUUGGCUUGGAAUGUUUUUGACUGGCCUGAAUUAAUUUGGAGAAGUUCAUUUCAUAUUCAUGAAACUACACAGGGGGAUAUGUCUGGUACUCGCCUGUUUGUGAUGUCAUUUAUUAUGGAAUCAAUGAAUUGACUGAUAUAUAUGGAUGUUAUGUAAGAAAAUUGAUUGAUCGUUUUGUGUAAUAUUGUCAUUUGUUGCGAUAUGGCUACAGCACAAAAAAAGGGUAAUGAUGUUUCACGGUCUGUUAGUAUGCCGUCUAAUUCUCAUAGAAGGGAAGUUAAAGCUACUACGCUACCAGCAAACAGCAGGCCUAUAUCAAACUCCUCUGGCGAGGGGUUCUUUACGAAACUGAAACGUUGUUUGCGGAUUGGGAGUAAAGGAAGGUACAACGUCACUUCCGUACAGCCUGAUCAACAUCAGUCUCAAGAGCCAGUGGAUAAUUUUGAAAAUAACCGUAAAAUAAUGUCCAGGGCAACAUCCUUGCGGGGUACCAGGCGAUCUCAUGUUGAUAAGGAAGAUGUCAUACUUAUUCACAAAAGUAAAAUACAAUCAGGAGUUGGACUGUUACCAAAUAGAAGUGUCAGUGAAUCAAUUCCCGAGGACAGGGAGCAGAUGAUAGUGCAUAUAGUGAAUGGUGGUUUUCCGGUGAACACAGAACAAAAUGGUUCUCCUGCAUAUUCAGAACAAAAUUCCGUGGCAGGAGCAGAGGCUGCACUAGAUGUUGAUGAUGUAUUUGAAGCUGAAAUGGAUCCUGGGUAUGAAACUCUGGAUGAGAUUCGGAAGAAAGUUCGAAUGCAGGCUGCAGAAGAUGCAGCUAAGCGAUCACAAGCAGCAAAGGUAACAAUUAAUAACACUGCAAAUCAUGCUGAAUUUGAGACUGCUGGUGUGGCUAAGCCUGAUUCUUUGCCCGAGACAAAGGAUGGUUCGCCUCCCAAUGAAAGUAGUAGAGAUAGUGGUAUUACCACCCCAACUACGGAGAGUCCAGAGAGUGGGAGAGAUGGUCCGAGUCGCAGUGUUACAAGUUCUAUGUUUAGUGAUACACCACUGACAGAGGAGUCUAGCCAGCCAGACACAGGUGAACAUGACCAGGAUGUGGGGGGUGUUAUUCAGAGGCUCAACAGCUGCCCAGCUUCAAAUGUGUCCAAACCCCUCCGUGAUGGACAAAGGUACAGCUCAGACAGUGUUCUAACCAAACCACUACAAAGUGACACAGACUCAGACCUUUAUGCGAAUCCUCAAAUAUUGUUCAGGAAACAGUCAAGGAUGGGUCAGAGUAAAUCAGUAUCCGCAAGUACUAUUGCAGUGGAUGAUUCGGCCACUAAGUCUCUAUCUGAUACCAAUAGGUUUGGAGAGAAGUCAGUGUCUGAUAGUGAUUUGAAACCUUCAAGGGGAGCCUCUGUGGACUCGGACACUGGUGCCCCGCCCCUGCCUGACCGUGGCUACCUGGACAAUAAUGCCAGGUUGAGUGGAGUUGGAACAGAAGAAGAGCAUUCUGCAGACAAUGAUUGUUCUACUUCCACCACUCUUUCAGCCAAUCAGGAACUUAGCCAGUCUGCUACACAGGAUAGUGUCGCCAGCAUUAGCAGUAUCAGAGAAGUAGGGGGAGAUAAUUCUGAAUGUCUCCAAACACCAGAACCUUUAUGUCCAGAAUUAUCUUCUGAAACUGAGUCCAGUUCUACUUCUAUCAAAUCUGAGGAGGAUCUUGUUACUGACGCAGGGGCAUGUGCUGUUUUUGAAAAGCCUUCCGAUUCUAGGACUUCUGAGCUUAUUGACAGUGUUGCUUUAAGCAAAGCUACAGAAGUUUCUUCAUUGGGAACAGAAACCUGUGAAACUGUUGAAAGAACAUUAUUGGAUUCUGCAGAGAGAUCUCAGCAUAAUGAAGAUGUUGCUCAAACAAGUGUUGAAGACAAUUGUACAAACAGUUUGAAAGCUUGUCACAGUGAUACCAAAUACAUUGCAACUCUACCUGACUCAAAAAUGUGCUUAAGUGGGGACCAAGGAACCACUCUGAACAACAGCCCUCCAUCAGAGGAGAGCAAGGAUUCACAAGCAUCAGCAUCUCAAGAUUCUGCUCACAGUGUGAAGUCACAGGAAUUUAGACAGGACAACAUAAGAUGUGACACUGCCAUUUCUGUUUCCGACAAAACUGUUGUACAGACAUCGAACUCAAAAGUUAUUGCUGAAAGCAAAGUAUUGGAACCUCAUGCUCAAAACCCCCAUUCAGAAAACCCCAGUGCGGACAUACAGACUCCUGAAUGUUCUGAUCCGGAUCUUUGUGUUGAGGAGAUGGCUCAGAAAGACUCUGUGAAUGAUGCCAGCAGUGUUGCAGGUCUUCACUCCAUUGUUGAUGCUGAUUCAAUAGAAGUAGUGGAGAGGAGGAUAACAAAUCGUAAUGGGAAUUCGGACCAAACUUGUGCUAAAAAUGUUGUUGUAAUUAAGCUUCAUGAGAGUGCCCAUGAGGACAGCCUCUUAAGUGAUGAUAAAGCUGAAGAAGGAGUGUCGGAUGAAACCAUUGCAAGGUUGGAAGAGAAGGCGUCCAUGUUGAAAUUGGGUGGCCGUGGCAAGUUCUCUCCGGGCGACUCUUCUAAAGACAUUGACCAGAGUUUACAAACUGUUCUGGUGGACGCAUCUAGUUCUAAAUCUAAUGAAUGUGCUUUUGAUAUGAGUGAUGAUGUGAAAGGGGCUGUUGGAGGUUCAGAAAACAAUUCGAUGUCUGCCAGUGUGGGAGAAGGGGCAAGACAGAAAACUGGUGUUCGGAGGUUACGGAAGAAGGAGCCGAUACACAUGUCCCUUGCAGAGUUGAUGAGUCCCCCGGAUGAUGAGUCCAUGUCAGACGGGGAUGAGGACUAUCAGGACGUCAUGGAGGACGAGGAGGACGAGGAGGACGGGGCUUCUGCCAACCAGACAAAUCAAAAUGCAACAAAUGCUGCACACCGGGCGUUCCUGGAGUCCAUGCGGCAACUGAAAGAUUGUGGGUGGUACUGGGGUCCGCUCAGCUACAACGAGGCAGUGAACAAGUUGCUGAACAAACCUGACGGGUCCUUCCUGGUCCGGGACAGCUCCAACGAGAACUACAUCCUCAGCCUGUCAUUCAAGUGCAUGGGGUCCGUGUGCCACACACGCAUCGAGCACAACAAAGGUGUGUUCAGUUUCUGGUCUCAGCCAGACUCCCAUGGGACUUCCACCAUUAAAGAUUUCAUCGAGCAGGCAGUCCACUUCUCCCAUUCAGGGAAGUUUUUGUACUUCCUGCGUCCGUCCGGGCCGGGAUCGCCACCAAUUGCCAUCCGUCUCCUCCACCCUGUGUCUCGCUUCUGUCGUGUUCCGUCACUGCAGCACAUGUGCCGCUUCCUCAUCCUACGCUGGGUCCGGCGAGAUCACAUCGACGUCCUGCCAGUGCCGGAGAAAGUGAAGAACUAUUUAAGAGAAAACCAGUAUUAUGUUGAGACUCUUGAAGAGGACUGAUGGAACUGGUUGUGCUAUUGGCUGUAUUUGUAUUAAGUGCUUUCUAAUUGGUUCAUAAUUUGAAGAAAGAUGUUAUGGAUGAUUUGAUUGGUUGUAUGGGAUAUGACCCUUGAUUUGCCAUGUAGGCUUUGUUUCUGAAUGGAGGUGAACAUGUGUUUGUUGUAUACUGUGAAAGUAUUUCCUAACUGACCUUGAUUGGUGAACAUGUGCAUUAUUGGUAAAAGAUGGGGAUGAAAAGGUAUAUGAAGAGGCAGUGUUUUAACAAGAUGUGGAAUGUACAGAUGGAUGAAUUUGUAAAAAUUGUCAACCCGGUAUCAUCUGUUUUUGAACACCAAAGAUCAUGUAUAUGCCAGAAUUGUUGCACUGGUCACAUUUGUGAACUGAUUCAUCCAUUUAACAGUCCUUGUUCACAACUUUCGAAGCUUGUCCAAUCAUGAGUGCUGAGUUUUAAGUCCCUCCACUUUCGUCCACUGUUGCAAGAUGCAAAUAUUUCACUGGUGCAUCACUUUUCUGCAGAAAUAUUUUAUGAGUACAUCGUGUCUUCAAAAUAUUUCCUUGUUACAUCGCAUACUCCACUUCCUUGUUGUAAAGAUAGGCCUCUGCUAACAAGAGUUACCUCUCACCAAAAUGCCUGAAUGUGAAUAUUUUCUCAUGUUAAACACCCGUCAUAUUGUCCAGUUAUUCUUAGCAUAAAUGUUGGCUACACAGUGUAAAUGUCCGCUUGACUGUUAUUGCUCCUUUAUAUCAAACAUCAGGGGUUAAUAUCAUCACAAAUACCUUGAUUAAUUAAUGUUUGCAUUUAUUAGCAAGUUGGUAAUAUUGAUACAUUAAACAAUAGCAACAUGAGCCGGGAUAAUUUGAAGAAGCAAUGUUUUUAGGAUUGUCUGCUCAUCUUAAUAAAGUUGUGUUAUUUUUCUUAAUCCUUCUAGUUUUCAAAACAUCAUAAUAUACUGGUACUGUUCAAAUGACAAGACUGGUGAAGGCUGUGCAUUCUAUUUAUCAUCCAAAACUGGGUCCCACGGGAGAUAUGCUUGGGUGAGAUCAAGCGAUAUCUACAUUGUAGAUAUCGCUGCAAUGAAAUUGCAUCACAAUGCUUUGCAGACCAUUGUGACGUCAUUGGUUACCAUGACGUCACAAUCAAAUGACAUCACUAAUGGCUCUGCUACUGAAGCUGUUUGCAGUACUUUUUACACUAAGACACUGCUUAUUACUGUCUACAAAGCGAAAAAGUUGGAAGACUGAUUUUGGAUGAUAAAUAAAAUCUCAGGAAAACUGAUUUCCAUAGAGAGAUUCUCUAUUUAUGCUGCCCCUAAUGUACCAUAACAUUUCUCACUCCAGUUUUGUUCAAAUCCACAACCAUGCACUCCUCUCGUUCUUGUGAUGGCAUUAACCCCACAAUCAAAGUUAAUUGUUAAUUUUGAAGAGGAUAUUAAGUAGUUUCACCUAUAGAUACUUUUGUACCCGUGAAAAUGGAACACUUCGUGCCCCAAGUAAUCUUAUUUAGGAACAAUGUCUGUUACUCUACAUAACUCAUGAUGCUACAUCAGGAGAGUUCAGUGACAGUAAGGCUAAAAAACAACAACCUCCAAUGAGUUUCUCAUACGACUCUAAUGACGUUACGUCAAGGACCACCCAAUUCAUUCCUAUUACUAUUGUACUAUGGCAUGACAGAUUAACUAUAGCAAUAUGAAAGAAUGGGGUGGUCCUUUACUUCUAUUGAGUAGUAUGUUAUGAGGGGCGGUCGGGUAGCCAAAUGGUUAAAGCGUUCGCUCGUCACACCGAAGACCCGGGUUCGAUUCCCGACAUGGGUACAAUGUGUGAAGCCCAUUUCUGGUGUCCCCUGCUGUGAUAUUGCUGGAAUAUUGCUUAAAGAGGCGUAAAACCAUACUCACUCACUCACUCACUAGUAUGUUAUGAUCAGGAAGUAAAGAAUACAAAUAAUUAAAUGAUCAAAAUUAUAUGACUUUAUAAUUCAAAAUGUGAUGUUUUUUUAUGUCACCAAACAUACUCCAUGAUGAAUCAACCAGCAUUGAAGGCAGUGUGGACUAAUAUUGUUACACAGAGUUCAAGAUGACAAAUAUAUGUCUGAAGUAUUUAUUGUGACUGUUUAUAGUUGGUAUGACCAUCUGUGUAUAUCUGUUUAUGCUGCUCAUGUUGUCUCACUGAUUGCUUUGUUUGAGGGACAAAUAUGGUAGAUACGCCAUCCGUUGAAUUUUCAAGGGACAGAUUUGAAGCAUGGGGAAAGGGGUGACAGAGGGCCGUCAGAAAAUAUGUAUUUUCAGGAAAGUUAAGGGAAUAAUUGUCAGACAUUUAAAGGUUACAUGCUGUUAUAUAAAUCAACAAGAAAUAGCUUUAAGAAAAUAUAUGAGUCAUUAUUUUUUAUUAAAUGGAUCUGUUUACAGCAUCUUGUUUUAAUUGCAUGAAAUGAUAUACUACGAGGGAGGGUGGAACUAUUGUUGGAACAGCAAGUGACCAUAUUUGGGGGUUCCUCAAACACGCUGUUUAUUUCCUGUGAUCUCUGUUCUGCAAGCCCAUCACCAGUAUCACCAACCUGUUGUUAUUGUGUAUAGUAAAGUUGGCUAUAUCUGUGUAUUAUAAUCAUGUCCCACUGUGUUUCAUUGAUACUGAAUUUCAAUUAGAGGAAUUUAGCAAACCCAUCCAGUGUUCAAGGCAAUAAUUGUCAAGGAAGAUGAAAUUUACAAAUUAUUUGUGAAUACUGUUAAUAGUAUACUAGGUAUUGUGGUAUCUAAUCCUUACAGUUUAUCUUAUUCAUAGGAAUCAAUUUCACAUAUUAAUCGUUUAGUAUUUAUUAAGUUCUAUAUUCAAAGUUUAGCUUUAUAUGAAUGAUGUGCUUUGUGAUGUACUUCUUAAAAAUAUGGAAAUACUUCUGCGAUUUUGUGAAAGUUCCAAUCCAGCCAUUUUCAUUUUCCACCCAAAUUACAAAAUUGCUAGUUUCUUGAACAAAGACUUUGCCUGAAGCAAAAUAUGAAUGUUUUGACUGCAUUAAGAUUCCAGGAUAGAAUAGGACUUCAGCAACCCAUGCUUGCCGUAAAAGGUGACUAUAAUCGUCGUAAAAGGCAACUAACUGGAUCGGGUGGUCAGGCUCGCUGACUUGGUUGAUGCAUGUCAUCGAUCCCAAUUGCGUGGAUCGAUGCUCAUGAUAUCAAUUACUGGAUUGUCUGGUCCAGACUUGAUUAUUUACAGACUGCCGUCAUAUAGCUUGAAUAUUGCUGAGUGCGGCGUUGAACAACAAACCAACCAACCAACUGAACCUCAGAUUAUGGGUUCCUAUUAAGCAGAAGAAAAUAUGGUAAAAAGGCACAAUGCAGUUAUAUGUAUUUUUGUUUGAAAGAGAAUUUCAUUUUCAAUUUUGUCCAUUCCUGCCUUUAGGUAUUUAGAGGAGACACAUAUGUAAAACAAGUAAUAUAAUUGGUCUUGCCUUACAAACAUCAUCACAAGAUGGUAUUGUGGGUAAUCCAAACCUACAUGUCGGUGCUGAAAAUAAGUCCAACUGCCAAAGUCAGUUCUAGUCAAAUUUGAUAAAAUUAACCACUUUCCAUCAUGAUCAUGACCUUUUAAUUCUGAUGACUGAAAAUGAAUCAUCACUCAGAAAUGAUAUAUGAAAGUGAUAUGACAAAGCAGCAUAAUCAUUAAAACUGAAGUAUAAAAUUUACCCCUAAUGAUAAGAAUGUCAGUGAUUCUGUUGAAAUACAAACUUGAUUGCAAACAUAAUUAAGAUUAUGUUCUUCACUGACCAAAGAUGUUUCUGUGUCAAGUAGCACAUAUUCUUGAUGGGCCAGUGUCUUGCUUGUUUGUAUAUCCUGUUGAAUUUGGACCAUUCUACUUACAUUCAUAGUUCUUGUUGUGUAUAGCAGUACUGUGGUUAUCUUCUCAGUUUCUGUUUGCUUUUAAGAGCAUGUCCAUAUCUGCUGUAUUAAACAUGCUAAUUGAAUUGUUUGAUAGGCAUUACUUAGUUGACGGAUGACAAGGUAGACACAAUUUUAUGGAUAACAACUUCUUUAAUACUGUAAAAAGCGACAUUCCAGUCCAGUCUUGCUUGACAACGGUAUAAGGAUCUAUACUGAAACGUCGCUUUUAAAGUAUUAAAGAAGUUGUUAUCCAUAGAAUUGUGUCUACCUUGUAAUAUGUUAAUUGGUUGUUGAAAAUAUGCCUCAUGUACACGUACUCUGGUUGAGUGUCAAUGUGAAAAUGUUCUAUAAAGCAUCUUGUUUAAUGAAUCAUAUUAGAUGAUACUGAAGCAGACUAGUUUUAUUUAUGUUACAUAUUUUCUAGGGAAAUUUGGUAAGAGAAUGAAUGUAGUCAAGAAUGAGUGAGGGCAAAUUCAAAAAGGGUGAAAUGUAAAUCCAAAUACUACAGAGGCAAACAUCAAGGACCCCCAUUAAUUGCAAACACUGAGAGGGCAUCAUUAUUCGAAAAGUUAUUUAAGAAAGUAUUAAUUUAUUUGCAAUUCAUUAUUUCAAGUGCAAUUUUUGCAUUAUUCAUAAGGUCUUAAUUGGCCUGUUUACAUUAGAGUGCUGGGAUAUUGGUAUCUGCACCUUUGAUGCAUAUUCAUACCGUCAUAUUGUCUGAACAUAAUGUAUAAAGAGUGUGCCUGCUGACACAGAGCUUACCAGUCCUUGCUUAAUUCAGGGCACCAGGCAGGGUAACAAAAAGUAAUUAUUUAACAAUUUGGCAUGAUGCGGCCCUGGGAUCAAACCACCAACUUUCCUCUCUCCAGCAGAUGCUUUAUCCACUAGACCACAGAUGUGGUGACAUUUUCUAUGUGUAAUUGGGGUUAUCAUUAAAAGAUUAAUAAUCAUAAUAUCCAAGCAAGCAGACAAAUCAGAUCUUAAACAACAUAAAUCAAAUAUGACGGAAGUCUCCUUAAAAACUCAUUUCAAUGGUGCUGUCAAGUUCCUGGUAUAUGGCAAUGAUGAUUGUUUACCUUUGUCUCGAGAGCUUAUUAAGACAUUUCAGUAUUUGUUCUUCACUAAGACUUAUCGAAGUCUGAAGGGCUCCAAUCUUUUUUUCUGUAACGAGGACUAUCUAUGCAAUUAUAAGAGGUGACAGUUCUAAAGAAAGUUUCUAGUUCUGUAGUUAGUCUGUAUUUUAUAUUUUGUGAUGGAGAUAUUGAAUGUUGUGUCUCAUCAUUGCACUGAUUAUUUUAUGUGCUUUUGUACAUCAAUUUUCCGAAAUUAGUCCCAGUUAUAUUUAUUGAUCAGUUUUCUUGUUUAGUUGUUUUGUAUGAAUUUGCAAUAUUUUUGCAAUUGAUUAGAGUUUGUUUUUGUGUUUAUCAAUGAUAUGUGUAUAAAUAGCAUUUUCUUUUCAUUGAAGCGAUGUCAUCAAAUUUGAAACUUACUUUGUCUGAAUAUUUUAUUCGCUUUUAAUGCAUUGCUUAUUCUUAGAUCUCCAAAUGGCAUUUUAAGUAAUUGGUACAGGACCGUGUGCUCUAUUUUUGUACAUUUUUACCAAUUAUUACCAUUUGACUCCAGUGCUUGACAGGUUAUGUUUGUUUAUAAAGUUAAGAACAAUGCAUUGUCAGGAGGGUAUUACUUGGGUUUUGUUCUGAGGGUACUUGCACAUGGGUCAUGAUAAGAAUUGUUUUUAUACCUAUCUUUAUCCAUGGUGUUUUUGAGACUCAACAUUUUCAAACAGAGAUUUGAUGAUUUUUGUUAUUACUGUGGGUUUUUUAAAUUUUAUAUAUUAGAGAUUCAUGCUUUUAAUUGUUGAAUCAUUUCUUCCUGAUGCUUACACACAUGUAAAUGACUUUAAUCAAAUUUUGCUUAAAUUUCAUGUUUGUAGAAUGAGGGUUGUUAUGCUGUUAUGUUUAUUUUUGUAUAUCCUAUUGAAAUAAGUUAUUUGUUGCAAAAUAUGAUAAUUUACAUUGGUGAUCAAAAGGGAACAGAAAUUGUUGGAACAAGUUAUUUAGGAAUGAAGGCCAAUGAUGUCUUCAUAAUGAUGUUUCACUUUGAUGAUUAUGCUUAAAGAAGCAUUAAUAUUAAUGUUUGUUUUUGCUACAGCAUAUUGCUUAUUUGAAGCUAUAUGUUCACUGAUUGUUUUUGUCAUGGUUGACCACCCCUCCAAAAUAGAUGGUUUAAGUCUAUAUGUGAGAGAUAGUGUUUCUGUCCAGGAAUCGUUACCCUCAGAUCAGCCAUAGCUUAUACAUGUCAACGUAUCAAGGAUAUUACAUACAGGUCAAAAGACAAGAACUGCAAGUUCAUGAAAGCCCUGUAUUCCCCCGGGCUAAGAUGCAUUCUCUAAACCCAUCCUCGAAAGCCAGGCAUAUAUGUUCCAUGCUGUUCACCUCACUGUUUGUAAUGAGAAGCAAGAAACAAAAUAGCCCAGGUUUCAGGUUUGUCACAGAAUACCCAUUUGUGUUAGUGUGUGAAGUAACACGACUAGUGAUGCAAGUGUCAAGGUGACAAGACAAGAUGUUCUGGGGCAUAACCUGAAUAAAGGUUACACAGAGGGAGGCUGAAGGUGUACCUUAACAUAAGUCAAAUUUGUUACGAUCAUGGAGGUAAUUGUCUUGGGAAAGUCUCCCUUGAACAUAAUAUUCUAGUGUUGGUCAGACAACACAAAACUGUCAUGUUCCUCAGUGCAUGCCCAAGGGACGCAACUCUGCACAGCCACCCGUAACCCCGCCUAUCAGAGGGGCGGUGGGGUAGCCUAGUGUUUUUUUGCCUUCGCUCGUCACGCCAAAGGCCCGAGUUCGAUUCCCACAUGGGUACAGUGUGUGAAGCCUAUUUCUGGUGUCCCCAACCCUGAUAUUCCUGGAAUAUUGCUAAAACAGGCAAAAAAACACUCACACUAUCAGAUCAUCAUACAUAUCUGCAGUGUUCUUGGUGCAGUUGCUCAACAUCCAUACAGUAUGUCAAACAUUUUAGGAAUCCUUUGUGACACGUCCCAUAGGUAUAAUUCCAAUAGAACAUGCACAUGUUAGUUACUGAUAUUCCCUAUGCAAUAAGCAUGUUACUGAUAAAGGGUAUCAUGAAAAUCGUAGUUAAGGUUUAGGAAACAAGUAAGUCCUGCAGUGUUGUUUGUUGGUGACAUACCUAGGGUUUUGUUAGUUUUAUACAGAAUGAAGAGGUGGAGAAUGUCCCAUAAUACAGAGAGGAAUUUUUGUAUCAACUUUGAAAUAAAUAUUUGUUGGAUCAGU